UCAUGCAUUACGCGCGCGAGCUUUGUUUCCGAAGGCGGCCAUUUUGGUGUUGUGUGAGGGAAGGUGAGCGGAUUUUUCUAGUGUCGUCCUUUUUCUCUCGCCCGAGACAAGCGGCUGUUCUUUUAAGCCAUGCCGGGGAACGAGGACGGCGGCAGCAAGGGCCUCACUCCUCGGGUCGUGGACGAGCUGUGCGCGGUGACGUACGUGGAAGACUACCUCGACUGUAUCGAGUCGCUACCAGACGACUUGCAACGGAACGUGUCCCAACUCCGAGAGAUCGACGCCCAGUUCCAGGAGGUGAUGAAGGAGAUAGAAGAAAGCCAGGAGCGUUACCUGAACGAGAGUGACCCCAUCGUCCGGCGGCGCAAGCUCAUCCAGAUCCAGCGAGGGUUGGUCAAGAGCCAGGAGCUGGGAGACGAGAAGCUACAGCUGGUGUCCGCCAUGGUGGACAUGGUGGAGAACCGGGCGCGCCAGCUGGACGAAGACCAGCGGAACCUGGACGCCGGCAAGGACACCGACCACCCACCGGAGAUCAUCAAACCCGAGCAGCCGCCGGAGAGGAACAACAAGCGCUCACGACGGCAGCGCAGCCACGAGAAACGGGAAGCGCAGGACAAGGACAUCCCCAGUGACAAUCCCAAACCGGUCAAGAAGAAGAAGAGGUCAAAGGCGAAAGCAGAGAAGCAGCGUGAAGAGCGGGAAAGCUCGCCCUCCGAACUGGCCAUUGAUCCAAACGAGCCCAGAUACUGUCUGUGUAACCAGGUGUCCUAUGGUGAAAUGAUCGGCUGUGACAAUGAGGAGUGUGAGAUCGAGUGGUUCCACUUUGACUGUGUCGGACUCCACAACAAGCCCAAGGGCAAGUGGUACUGUCCCAAGUGCCGCGGGGACAAGGCAACGGAGAGAGGCCCAGGCAUCGACAAGAAAAGCCACGGACAUGAUACAGAUGAGAAGAAAAAACGCGGUGGCAAUAGGUAGUAUGUUGCCUGGCAGCAGAAUAUUAUUGAAAUUCAAAUAUGAAUAUAUUACCCAUAAAUGGGAUGAACUUUCAAAAUGAUAUCACCUUAGCACAAAGUUCUCAUAGUUACAUCAGAGUUAAGCUAAGCAUUAAGUUAAGUUUGCCAUGAAUUUGAAUGUUCUAGUAUCCGGCAUGGGUAGCCUACUAGUAUGUAAAAUAAAUUCAAACUUUUCUACAGAAAUUUGACCUGGUAAAAUAGUAUUUACAAUUUGUUAUCUGUACAAAUUCAUUUGUCAUCUACUUAAUCAUUGCAAAUUCACCAUUAUUCUUGAUAUACUGUACAUAUAUAAAAGUGUAAGGUAGCCCCUAUGUAGCAUAGAAUGCAUGUAACAUUGUCAUGGAAGAAAAAUACUGCCAGAAUGACAAGGAACAAAAUACACUUACACGUAUGAACUAAGUCUUUUCUUAAUUGCAUUACCGAAUUGUAAAUUCCCACGGUUGUAAAUGUAAUGCAUGAGAUAAGAUUUAUCCCCUGAAUAGUGGAAUGCCUGUUUAUAAAUACUUAACAUGUAUCAAUGGCAGUCCAUGCACUAUGACAUGUAACUAUGCUCUCUGACUUGCAUUUCAGUUUAUUAACCUGAGUAGAGUUUUCUUUGAAUUAGUCCCUUAGUUUUCCAUUUCUUUGUUGUUAAAACUAUUGUUUAUUACUAUUUGGGAACAUUAGGUAACUCACUUUUGUUUGCAGUUACCACUUGGUAGUAUGCUGUUGUAAAGAAAUACAUCUGUACAUAUUGUUGGAAUAUGCCUCAUACUUGAUACUU
Molecule: messenger RNA, 1776 nt
Organism: Branchiostoma belcheri (Belcher's lancelet)
Lineage: Eukaryota; Metazoa; Chordata; Leptocardii; Amphioxiformes; Branchiostomatidae
Product: inhibitor of growth protein 1-like
Exons: 2
Coding region: 130-975 (281 amino acids)
Biological process (GO): positive regulation of DNA-templated transcription
Cellular component (GO): nucleus
Source: RefSeq, a predicted model, not a curated record